UCCAGCAAAUACAGCGCAGAAGAGAAGGUGGUGGAGGGAGCCAUGUCAACCGUGAUCCUGGAGGGCAUCUUUCUGAAACGCUCUCAGCAAAAGAAAAAGACUUCCCCUCUCAACUUCAAGAAGCGCCUCUUUGUGCUGACGGAGAGCAAACUCUCCUACUAUGAGUAUGACUUCGAGCGCGGGCGACGAGGAAGUAAGAAGGGGUCGGUGGACAUUGAGAAAAUCACCUGUGUGGAGACCGUGAUUCCAGAGAACAACCCUCCCCCAGAACGGCGGGUCCCACGAAAAGGAGAGGAUUUAAAUGAGACAGAACAGAUCUCCAUCAUAGAGCGGUUCCCCUACCCUUUCCAGGUGUUGUAUGAUGAAGGACCCCUCUAUGUCUUCUCGCCAACAGAGGAUUUACGAACCCGGUGGGUUCAACAGCUGAAGAAAGCGAUCCGCUACAACAGCAACCUGGUGCAGAAAUACCACCCUUGCUUCUGGACUGACGGCCUGUACCUCUGCUGCUCCCAGACAGCCAAACUGGCCAUGGGCUGCCAAAUUGUGGAGAGCCGAACUGGAAGUUUCAGAAAUGUUCGUUCACACCAAAAAGUAGAGAAGCCUCUACCGCCCACUCCAGAGGAGGAACAGAUAAUGAGCAAGCCAUUGCCCCCCGAGCCGACCGCCAACCCCCCAUCCAAGAUGAAGAAGGUUGUGGCGCUCUAUGACUAUGCCCCAAUGAAUGAGCAGGACUUGCAGCUGAAGAAGGGAGAAGAGUACAUCAUAUUGGAGGAGAGCAACGACUUAUGGUGGAGAGCCCAGAGCCAGAAUGGGGAAGACGGUUAUAUUCCCAGCAACUAUGUCACUGAAGCAAGAGAUUCCCUGGAGAUGUUUGAGUGGUAUCUGAAAAACAUCACCCGAAGGCAGGCAGAGCAGCUAUUGAAGCAGGAGGGGAAAGAUGGAGGCUUCAUCGUCCGGGAUUCCAUUCGCAAGAUGGGAAAAUACACCGUCUCUGUUUUUGCCAAGUCAUCGGGGGAAACCCAGGGGACGAUCCGCCAUUACGUCGUGUGCUCCACACCCCAGAACCAGUAUUUUCUGGCAGAGAAGCAUCUCUUCAGCACCAUUCCAGAACUCAUUAACUACCAUCAACACAACUCGGCUGGACUUAUUUCCAGACUGAAGUAUUCUGUUUCAUCCAAGCAAAAAACGGCUCCUUCCACAGCAGGACUCGGAUAUGGUGCAUGGGAGAUUGAGCCGAAGGACCUGACCUUCCUGAAGGAGCUGGGGGUGGGGCAGUUUGGAGUGGUGAAGCACGGGAAGUGGAAAGGCCAGUACAACGUGGCCAUCAAGAUGAUCAAGGAAGGCUGCAUGUCGGAGGAUGCGUUCAUCGAUGAGGCCAAAGUCAUGAUGAACCUUUCUCAUGAGAAGCUGGUGCAGCUGUUUGGGGUCUGCACCAAGGAACGACCCAUCAUGAUUGUGACGGAGUACUUGGCCUUAGGCUGCCUCUUGACCUACCUGAGGGACACUCGCCGGUCUUUGCAGAGCACUGAACUUCUAGAGAUGUGCAAGGACGUCUGUGAAGCCAUGGAGUACUUGGAAUCCAAGCAGUUCCUGCACAGAGACCUGGCAGCUCGCAACUGUUUGGUGCAUGAACAAGGCACCAUCAAAGUAUCUGAUUUUGGCCUCUCCAGAUAUGUCUUGGAUGAUGACUACAUUAGCUCCAUGGGGUCCAAAUUUCCAGUCCGCUGGUCCCCUCCAGAGGUUCUUCUGUACAGCAAGUUCAGCAGCAAAUCGGAUAUCUGGGCUUUUGGUGUUCUAAUGUGGGAAGUUUAUACUUUGGGGAAGAUGCCCUAUGAGAGAUUUACCAACAGCGAAACAACAGAACAUGUGACCAAAGGGCUACGUCUCUAUCGCCCCCAGCUGGCUUCUGAGAGAGUCUACAGCAUCAUGUAUAGCUGCUGGCAUGAGAAAGCUGAGGAACGCCCCACCUUCCAAGUCCUCCUGGGAAACAUUUUGGAUUUAGCAAACGAAGACCCCUGAACAGCCUCUAGUGUCCACAUGAGAGUGUGUUACUCUUCAUUUGGGCCUGUCUGUUGAAUUCCUGUACAGACACUGGAUGGAUACACUGUGGGAAUACAUCAUGUCCCCCUCCACCACAGCAGAACCUAACCCGAGCCAUCAAACCAUACAGAUGUCAUUUUCUGCCUUUGUGUAAGAAUUGGGUUGUUUCUGAAGUCACCAGAUGCUAGAGGACAGGACAGUUACAACAGCAGAUGUUGGUUAGGAACCCACCUUGGCGGAAGCAAAUUCCUUUCAGUCCAAUGUUCAAAUGCGUGGAUCUCUCCCUAUAAUCUGAUGGAUGGAAAUAUCUUCUCAAGGAUGCAAACUUUCUGUAAUCUGCUGUACAAUGUGGGAAUAACAAUGAAAAGAAAGUAGAAAAGAGCAAGAAUCCAGUAACACCUUCAAGACUAACAAAAUUUGCAGCAGGAUAUGAGUUUUCAUGAGUCACUGCUCACAGAGAAAGGAAAGAUGGCUCAUAAAAAGGAACAAUACCCAACUAGCUUAAUUAUCUUUUCUAGGCCGCUUCUGCAAGAAUCCAAGGCAGCGUCCUGACUGACAACAUAGCUAUGUUUCAUCGGAUUUAUGUACCUGUUCUUAUUUUUCACACAGUUGCCAUUCGCUUGUACUUUAUCUUGCCCAAACUGCAAGUUUCUGUUUUUAAUUUGUAAAUAUAUAUAAUUAGUUACUG
This is a messenger RNA of Heteronotia binoei (common prickly gecko), 2728 nucleotides long. It is a transcript of the gene BTK, whose product is annotated as Bruton tyrosine kinase. The record is from RefSeq and is a predicted model, not a curated record. NCBI's taxonomy places the organism in Eukaryota, Metazoa, Chordata, Lepidosauria, Squamata, Gekkonidae. The coding region runs from base 43 to 2019 and encodes 658 amino acids. Gene Ontology annotation, biological process: intracellular signal transduction; B cell receptor signaling pathway; adaptive immune response. The transcript is spliced from 18 exons. Gene Ontology annotation, molecular function: protein binding; ATP binding; non-membrane spanning protein tyrosine kinase activity.